Messenger RNA from Klebsormidium nitens, 2268 nucleotides. The record is from the annotation of a GenBank genome assembly. NCBI's taxonomy places the organism in Eukaryota, Viridiplantae, Streptophyta, Klebsormidiophyceae, Klebsormidiales, Klebsormidiaceae.
UAUCAGUCGAGGCAGCUGGGCUGGACUCAUUAUGACGGCCUUUGUAACUACUGUUGACCUGAGAGGCUGAGCCGCGGGCCCUCGCGCAGCCCAUUGUCUCUUCCGCAUUGAAGCACUGAAUGACUCUAUUGCAUCAUGUCAUCGACUAGCUCUAAGACUGGGUGCUCAUGGUGGUCGGACUGCGGCUCCUAUAAAGCCUGGAGCACAAUCUCGAUCAGAAGCAAUCCCCAGAAGCUAGCUGCCUCCAUCCGCAUUCAAGCCACUCAACAACUCCCCAGCUCUCCCAACAGCUCCCAAUUGCAUUCGUCCCAGCUUGGAUCUCUGCCAACCUUGCUCAACAAAGCCCUCUACUUGUUCCGGCACCCUUUUCCGGAAAACAUGGCUGCAAUCUGCGCUGCUCAUUCCUCCGGGAAGAAGGCACCACUGAGCGCGCGUCCCUGCAAGCAAGGCAGUGACGUCACACGGGCUGCUGCGACGUGCAUAUGGACUCCUGGGCCAGCUGUCCAGCCCCAUCUCGCCGAGAAGCCCGCUGACGUCAGCGUGCCGCUGGGCAGCUGCCAAGAGGAGGAGAACGCGGCCGCGGCGCGCAUCGUCAUCUCCGACGAUCUUGUGGCGCGCGCGCGCGCGCAGGUCAAGUUUCUGGCAGCUGUCGAGGGCGCGAACCAGCUGCACGCGCCCGAGAACGCGCUCAAGAUCGUCAGAAGAUACGCUCGCUUCUGGCUGCCUCUGCUGGCCAAGCACGGCGAGAGCGCGGAGCUGAUGCCCCCCCUUGACGUCGAGUGGGCCUGGCACUGCCAUCUGCUCAAUCCCCUCGCCUACCGUGCGGAGUGCGAGCAACUAGCUGGGCGGGUUUUGGACCACUCCGUGAUCAAGGACAAGGCCCUGGCGCUCGGCACCGCCAUGUCGUUGUGGGCGUCCGAAUAUCCGGGCGAGCCGUGGGCGCUGUCCGACGCGUCCGAGCCGGCGAACCGAAAGGAGCUGUCCGCGAUUGAGUCCUACGUUCUUGCAGCCAUGGCCAGGCAGAAGAUGUUUUACGGCGAGGUCUGCGCAAACGAGCCGAGAAUCAACGAAACGGCGUACCUGGAGAACGCUCUGCAGCGUUACCGCAAGUUCUUGCACCUGGCUCACAAGACUCGCGACACCGGCAUGUCCAUCAUCCCCACCCGCGACGUCGAUCUCAUGUGGCAUGCCCAUCAACGGUCACCGCUGGCUUAUGCGGCUGACUGCAUCCGUCUGAUGGGCGACGUCAUCGGCCACGACGACACCUACGAACCGGAAGCCGACGACUUCGAGGCCUUCUUCGCCGUUGCUGGCGUCUGGCAGGCCGUUUACGGUGACGUGUACGACACGUCAGCCGCCGAGGGCGCUGAGGCGCCGGACGCGGUGGCCUGCAAAGGCCGAUGCCUUUUCUACGCGCUCCGCUCAGACGCCUUACACAUCUCCAUGAAGAAGCCACGCGCUACGGCCUGCCGCUGCCAGGGGCUGUACGCGACUGACGUCAGCCCUAAGCAUGCGGCCGUUCCCUCCAACCAGAAGCCGAGCGCCCAAGUCUGCCGCAUAAACCAUUGCUUGGCUCAGGUCAUCCAGAACCCUGCGGCCGUCCCCUGCCGCGAAGCCGGCCGCGCCAACGCCGCCUCUUCGAAGAAGCGGCCGGCCGCGUUCCCGUGCGGAAGCAGCCCCUCUGCCGAGGACGCGAAGCCGCGGCCGCGCCGCGCCGUGUACAAGUAUCAUCACGCACACGAGGCGGCGGCAAACGCGGAGGCUCCAGGACUUGAGCCAUGUUACCUGGAGAAGACCAUGGUGUGUUAAAAUUGCGCAUGCCAAAUUAAGCAGGCUCGAUUCGUGUGAGAUUGUGUGGGUUUAAGAGUAUGUAAGAUGAUAAGUGGGUGUGUUUGUGAGCGUAGUAGAAUAUGAGGGUACUAUGGAAGCACUCUGGAUCCGGAGCACUCUCCUCAUGCUGCUCACAUGAGGACUACAGUUUCGUUGUUUUGGUGGGUUCGGUACAGCAACUCUUUCCUUCAGUUACUGCUAAGAGGGUAGAAAUCAUAGGUCAAUCCUUUAGGCACAAAAUGACACUGAACAUUUCGAGUAAGACCAUCCACUUAAACAGAAUCCACCACAAUAGAAACUUAGUAGACGUUGACGAAGGCCCAUCCGUACGCUUGUUUGGUGCGAAGCUCUCGACCUUGUAGAUUCGAAUCUUAAUCACUCACUCUCAUUUAAUGCUGUUACGACUCAAAGUGUACGCCCAACUCAUGAGAGUAUGCA